AUGACAUGGUUGUGGUUGGGGACGUUUGCCGGAGUGAGGGGAAGGUGUUACCACUUCCGGAUCCAGCGCUCCACCAUCGGCGCGUACUUCGUGUCCGAUAAGCUUUCGUUCGGUACGCUGGGGGAGCUCAUCUCCCUACUACAGAAAAACCCUCGCAGCCUGGCAGUGCUGCUGGAGGAGCCCUGCGCCCAGCAGCGGGAACUGUUCGACAUGGAGCCGUGGGAGAGACCUCGGGAGGAGUUCAGACUCCACAAGAAACUGGGAGAGGGGCACUUUGGAGAGGUGUGGGAGGCUCUGUGGACCACGGAGAACAGGAAAGUGGCCAUAAAGACGCUGAAACAAGAGGACACGAAGCAGGACGAGUUUGUGAAGGAGGUCCAGGCGUUGAAGAGCCUCCAUCACCCGAAGCUGAUCCAGCUGCUGGCCAUGUGCUCCAGAGGAGAGCCGGUCUACAUCGUGACCGAGCUCAUGAGCAAAGGAAGCCUCAAGUCAUACCUCGCCUCUGCUGAAGGCCAGGUGCUGACAUCAGCUCAUCUGAUCUACAUGGGCAGUCAGAUUGCAGAGGGCAUGGCCUACCUGGAGGAUAGAAACAUCGUCCACAGAGACCUGGCUGCCAGGAACAUCCUGGUGGGAGACGAUCUGGUGUGCAAGGUGGCCGACUUCGGACUGGCUCGAAUUAUUAAGGACAGUGUGUAUACAGCCAGUCGAAGCACAAAGAUCCCGGUGCGGUGGACAGCUCCCGAAGCGGCAAUUUACCAGAGGUUCUCCGUAAAAUCAGAUGUCUGGUCCUUUGGGGUCCUGCUCUAUGAGAUGAUGUCACGCGGCAAGAUGCCUUAUGAAGGAAAAAGCAACAAGGAAGUGCUUGAUCUGCUGUCAUCUGGGUUUCGGCUGCCCUGUCCAACCCGCUGCCCUCAGAAUAUUUACCGCAUCAUGAUGGACUGCUGGGCCGCUGAGCCCUCCAAGAGACCCUCCUUCCACGCCCUGCACAGCCAGCUAGAUACAAUAUAUGCCAGGAUAUAUUUCAAGACUAUAGAGGUAUAGAAAGAGGGAGAGGACGAUGAAGACAGAGUUAUAAACAGGAGCAGAUGUUCUGCAACUGGUCGUCGGCAGCAGCAUGGACUGCAGCUAUGAAGAAGUAAGGAAAGGGGGAUGAGAAAUAGCAAGGAAUGUUCUUCUCCCCCAUGCAAUCCACUUCCACAACAGGGUAUAUGUACUUUAAAAACACCAAGGUGUGAAAGGAACAGUGGCAGCAGAGCAUCAGAAGCAGACACACAUUCAGAAGAUGCUUGCCAAAGCAAAGAAAGGAUGGAAAAAUUAAAACUUCAUUUCUUAGGCCACUGAAAGUAGCCUAAGAAAGGUGUGUAAAUACACUCCUACUUAACAAAACCAAACACUAAAACACUCAGCACAUUCACAGAACCAACUGUUUUUAAUUUUGUACCCUUUUGUGUUUUAUAAAUACUUUUUUAUUACUUCUGUAUGUGCCAUGUCUGUGUAUGCACACUUUGAAAGGUUAUGAAAAUCACAGGUAAGGACUUAAAUUAAUCACCUGUCUUUUGACUGCGAAGCCAGUGAUAAAAAUUGAGGUUAUGUGCAAUAAUUGAAAUAAAUAAUAAAUAAUGCUUGCUGGGUUUUUAGCCACACUAGCAGCCUGGUGCUGGAGAUACUUUGGUCUAGUAAAAUAUCUUUGACAUGGAUUGAAUUAAUCACCUGAUAUUUGAUACAGACCUUCAUGUUCCCAAAAGGAUGAAUCUAACAACUUUAGUGAUCCCAUGACUUUUGAUCUAGCGCUACCAUUAAGUCAGAAUUUUUGUUGUUUUUGGAAGCAGAGUAUCUUAUUAUAAACUAAUGACGAAAUUCCUAUCCGCUUUCAUUUGAGGUUAAAGGACAGAAUAGAUCAAAGGUAUUUCUGAAUGAUUACGACCAAUAAAGCUUUAAUUGUACAUAUGCAAGUAAGAUAGAACUGAAAAUCCUAAUCAGUCCUUCACAGGAAUAGUUCAACGUUUUGGGAUAUAAUUCUUUGCUCUCUUGCUGAGUGUGACAGUAGGUGAAAAGAUUUUUAAGUUAGCUAUGGAGCUAAAGCCAGGAGCUUGAUUAGCCUAGCUUAGCAUAAAGACUGGAAACGGAGGUAAACAGUUAGCCUGGCUCUGUGCACAAUUAAAACAUACCUACAACACUAGUAAAGCUCACCAAUUAGUAUGUUAUAAAUACACCAUUGGAGUGUCACAACACUGCUUCAGCAUGUUGGCUUGCCAAUUAACAUACUACUAAACUUUACCAGUUUACUAACCUAUUGAAAUAAAAAUUAAAAAAAACCCAAUCAUUAGCACGUUAGCACAUAUAGCAUGUCAGGGUUGAGCUCAAAGCACAGGUACAGGCUAACGGUGAAGCUUACAUUGAUGAAGUUGAACCACGUCGAGCUGAGGCUAGUAACUCUAGAUGUCCUAGCCCACUGUUCAGAGAAUAACCAAUUUGAUUUAUAUCGACACCCUCAGGACAAAAUUGACAUUUUAUACCCCAUUAGAUAAAGGGAUCUAGUCAAAGUUUGCUCCAUCUAUUUAAUCCAUCCACCACUUUCUGUUUCUAACCUCAUGGGUUCCUAGCGUGGCUAUACACCGUUAGUCUUCUUAUUAACCACAAGCGUGAAGUAUUUUAUUCAGCCUACCUUCUCUUACUGGAAAUUGAGACUGUUUUGACAAAAUGUUACAUAUUUAAUACACUUGGAUACAAGUUUCUCUAGAAUAGUUUGGGAAUUGUUUUUCAAUCUUCCUGUGAGAUGUUUUUGGGGGGCUGACACAGUGCUUCAAAAGCCAGUGGGCCAUGGAGCCAUGUGUACAGGCCUUAAGUUAUUAAACGUCUCUCUGAGGCACACAAUAAUGGCCAGUUGCAACUAGAGUGCCUAUGUUUACACUAUGUCCAUGCACUACACUUCAACAUAUGGACUUGUAAAGAACUAUAAAGAACUGUAAAGAACCUACGGCAAAAAGACCUGCACAGUGAAUCGGCCAUAUCCAGAAGACUCUCUUGGGGGUGGCGGGGAGUGGGAUUUCUGCACCACAAAAUUGUACAACAAUUUUGCAAUGCAAUUUGAGAACAAUGCAACUUUUGUCUUUUAUGCAUGAUAUUUACAGCAGGCGAAGCCAAGUUCAGGAAACUUUAGCCAUAAUCACUGAAUGACAACAUUGAAGUUUUAUGUUCUAGGCUGUGUCAUCAGGUACCAAACACAAGUAGUGCAAAGAAUAAAGUAUUUUAAGUA
Messenger RNA from Morone saxatilis (striped sea-bass), 3256 nucleotides. RefSeq names its product tyrosine-protein kinase Srms-like. Gene Ontology annotation, molecular function: transmembrane receptor protein tyrosine kinase activity; ATP binding. Gene Ontology annotation, biological process: positive regulation of kinase activity; multicellular organism development; cell surface receptor protein tyrosine kinase signaling pathway. NCBI's taxonomy places the organism in Eukaryota, Metazoa, Chordata, Actinopteri, Moronidae. Gene Ontology annotation, cellular component: signaling receptor complex. The record is from RefSeq and is a predicted model, not a curated record.